GUCUGAUUUCUCAGAAAGCAAGCCAUCUUUCUUUUGUUUGAAACAAAGCCAAAUGUCCCAGCCUUCCACUUCACCCGAACGCGUUCUGGGCAGAUUGCCAGGCCUUGUCCUGGUGGAUGUUCAACUUGGCCUGACAGAUCCCGCGAACGAAGCGCACUGGGGCGGGAAUCGCAACAACCGAAACGCCGAGCAAGUGAUUGGGCGACUGCUGCAACUCUGGCGAGCACGCAAUCUUCCGGUCUUCCACGUCAAGCACGACUCGAUUGAAGCUCAGUCGCCGUUGCGUCCCGACCAGCCCGGCAACGCCUUCCAUCCUGUCGCCGUGCCUCUUCCCAACGAACCAGUCUUCCCCAAGUCGGUCAACUCAGGCUUCAUUGGCACUGAUCUGCAGGCGCGUCUUGAGCAGCGAGGCGUAACUUCCGUCGUGAUUGUCGGAAUCACAACCGAUCACUGCGUGAGCACGACAACGCGCAUGGCGGGCAAUCUGGGAUUUGUCUGCUUCUUGGUCGAAGACGCCGUCGCAACUUUUGACAAGACUGGUUACAACGGUGUCAAGUACCCUGCACAGCUGAUUCACGACACUGCCCUUGCUAGUUUGCACGACGAGUUUGCGACAGUGCUCCAAUCCCAGACACUUGAGCAAAAGUUGGCCGCGAUCUUUGCUUGAGGAUUGAUUGUCCGUUCGUUUUGUUGUUGUCGUUGUUAGAGUCAAGCACUAUUAGAACUCGUCGAGCAUGAA
This is a messenger RNA of Capsaspora owczarzaki ATCC 30864, 739 nucleotides long. RefSeq lists its product as hypothetical. The record is from RefSeq and is a predicted model, not a curated record. NCBI's taxonomy places the organism in Eukaryota, Filasterea, Ministeriida, Capsasporidae. Bases 53 to 667 code for a protein of 204 amino acids. The transcript has 4 exons.